CGGCGGGGGGCGCAGAAACUAAAGAACCCAAAUCAUCAACAAAGAAAAUCAACCUUCGGUUGGUGGCAUCUGACUCAGAUGGUGAAAAUGAAGGUGCAUAAGUCCACGCUGCUUUGGAUUGUUAUCGAACAGAUCCUGUCAUCAGCAUGGAAUCAUGUCCUCUGAAAUGGUGGUCGAAGCAUGAAGGGGCAUGGGCCGCGGGUAUAAUAAUGUAGAUUAUUAAAAUCAUGGUGGAAUUCCUCAAGGGCUUCUUUUCCAUGGGUCCAGAUGAUGAAGAUGUCAUCAAUGUAGCGCAAGUAGAGAAGGGGCGUUAGGGGACGAGAGCUAAGGAAGCGUUGUUCUAAGUCAGACUUAGAUCUCUAUCAAGCAUUCUUAAAACUACAAUACCCACCUGCUGAAGUGAAAAAACAGAUUGACAGAGCCAGACGAGUACCUAGAAGUCACCUCCUACAAGACUGGCCCAACAAAGAAAAUAACAGAACACCACUAGCUGUCACCUUCAGCCCCCAACUAAAACCUCUCCAGCGCAUCAUCAGAGAUCUACAACCUAUGCUCAAAGAUGAUCCUUUAUUCUCACAGAUCUUGGGAGACAGACGUGUCCUCGCUUACAGACAACCCCCCAACCUAAAGCAAAUACUCACCAGCACCACACAUCACUGAACAAAAACACUGACCCAGGAACCUAUCCUUAUAACAAAGCCCGAUGCCAACUCUGUCCACAUAUCUAUUCAAGUGACAUCAUCAUAGGACCUAAUCACAUCAGCCAUACCAUCAGGGGCUCGUUCACCUGCACAUCUACCAAUGUGAUAUAUGCCAUCAUGUGCCAGCAAUGCCCCUCUGCCAUGUACAUUGGCCAAACCGGACAGUCUCUCCGCAAAAGAAUUAAUGGACACAAAUCUGACAUCAGGAAUCAUAAUACUCAAAAAUCAGUGGGAGAACACUUUAACCUGUCUGGUCAUUCUAUGAUAGACCUGCGGGUGGCUAUUUUACAACAGAAAAACUUCAAAAACAGACUCCAACGAGAGACUGCUGAGCUGGAAUUGAUAUGCAAACUAGAUACAAUCAACUCAGGAUUGAAUAAGGACUGGGAAUGGCUGAACCAUUACAAACAUUGAAUCUAUCUCCCCUUGUAGGUAUUGCGCUGCCCCACACCACAGACAAGGCUGCUACAGAGUGAAGGAUCAGUGGAUCGCAGAGUUUCGUAGAAGGUCUCAAAGAAUUGUGGGAAAGAAUCACAACCACUUUAGAAGAUUUCUGCAGAAUGGACGGGGACCAAGUGGAAAAAAUGGUGCUAACAAAAGAUGGAAGAAAAACUGCUGUGGAUAAGGAGUGUGAUGGAGAAGAAAAAAAAUCAGUGGAAAGCAAGGUUUACAUGGAUUACAAUGCAACCACCCCAAUGGCACCAGAGGUGAUCCAAACUGUAACAGAGGCCAUGCAUGAGGCUUGGGGUAACCCCAGCAGUUCUUACACAGCAGGUAGAAAGGCCAAGGAGAUCAUAAAUAAAGCUCGGGAGAGCCUGGCCCGGAUGGUGGGAGGAAGGCCCCAGGAUAUCAUUUUCACCUCAGGGGGCACAGAGGCAAAUAAUUUAGUUAUCCACACGGCACUGAGGCAUUUUAGAGAGAGUCAGGUGCUGGGACAGGAUGGGCCUGGUGAGGAUCACAAAAGGGCUCAUUUCAUUACAUCUAAUGUGGAACAUGACUCGGUCCGUUUGCCAUUGGAGUACCUUGUUAAAGAGCACAUGGCAGAAGCCACCUUUGUCCCAGUGUCCAAGAUCACUGGGCAAGUGGAAGUUGAUGAUAUCAUUGCAGCAAUCCGUCCAACCACAUGCCUGGUUUCCAUCAUGCUGGCCAAUAAUGAGACUGGGGUAAUCAUGCCCAUCUCAGAGCUCAGCCAGCAGAUUCAGAUCCUGAAUCAGAACAGAAUGGCAUUAGGCCUGCCCAGGAUUUUGAUGCACACAGACGCAGCCCAGAUGAUAGGGAAGGGCCGAGUGGAUGGGCAGGAUCUGGGAGUGGAUUAUCUCACCAUUGUGGGACACAAGUUCUAUGCCCCACGGAUUGGAGCACUGUACGUUCGAGGGCCUGGGGUCACUACUCCUCUGCAUCCCAUGCUCUUUGGAGGGGGACAGGAGUGGAAUUUUCGUCCUGGAACAGAGAAUACGCCAAUGAUUGCUGGCCUUGGCAAGGCCGCUGAGCUGGUGAACAAGAACUGUGAGGCUUAUGAGGCUCACAUGAAGGAGGUUCGGGAUUACUUGGAGAAGAGGCUAGAAGCUUCGUUUGGAAAGCAGAGACUCCACUUUAACAGUCAAUUUCCAGGUGCCAAGCGGCUCUGCAACACUUGUAACUUUUCUUUUUGGGGGCCAGGGCUGCAAGGGCGGAUGGUGCUGUCUCACUGCAAGACUCUACUCGCCAGUGUUGGUGCUGCAUGCCAUUCGGAGAAGGGUGACCAGCCCUCCUCUAUACUGCUCAGCUGUGGGAUUCCCUAUGAAGUUGCUCAGAAUGCCCUGCGGCUCAGUGUGGGGCGGGACACCACCAAGGAGGAUGUGGACAUGAUAGUGGAAGAUCUGAAGCAGUCUGUGGCUCAGCUAGAACAGAACAGAGUCACUUAGAGAUCAGGGAUCAGGACGGGGAACUGAGAGGAGAGAUUUCCUUGAAAGAAACAGAUUCCUGGGGCGUGAUUCUCCCCUGCUCUGUACCUGGUGUGUCAUUUAUUGGGUGUGACAAGCUGUCCAGUCAGAACAGUAAUGUUUUACACCUUCCUUGGCUUGGUGUAAAUGACUGCAGAAGGUGCAGGGCAACGGAGAAUCAGACGUUUAGACUCUUCCCAUUCCUGAAGAACUGGCUGUCCUGUGCUGGGAGGACUGCAGCUGUUAUUACAUGUACAUUCCUUUAGGACAUCGGAGUGUGGCAAGUAAUAUCACUGCUUAUGUUUGAGGAACUUUUGAAUGCUCACUUGUUCUACUGAGCAGUUAAAAACUCUGGGUUUGGGGACUGCAUUUGGGUUGGGGGGUGUUAAUGUAUUCAGGUGUGCUUGUAUCCAGGGGAGCGGCUGUAAUUGUGCACAGGUGUGCCUGGGCUAGCACAGAGGAAUGAGAGUAGGAGUUUGCAUUCAGGAGCACUCUAUGAGAGAUUAGGAAGGCAUGUAUGUGUUCCUGGGAUACCUGUAUUUGCACAUAGGAGGCUGUGUCAGAAUGCCUGCAUUUAUGCAUAGGGUGGUGUAUGUAUGUCUUAAGGGCGCCAAUCUUAGAAUGUGUGUGUGCAGUCAGGAGGUAGUUGGGCUAGUGUACAGGAUGUGUGUGCAUUCAGAGGAAGAGUGAGCAUGCAUGCGUCAUUUUGUCACAUCUGGCCAGUCCCACCUUUCUGAGCAUCAGAAUUGUAGAAUCUGUGAUGUGCACACACUCACUCUACAUGCACAUAGUUAUGAGCAUUAAAGAUCUUCGCUUUAACUUCCCCAUGAAGGAAACAGGCUUUCCAGGACUAAUGGAAAUUAGGAAAACUUUUGUUUCAAAUCAGUGUCUUUCCAGGAAAGGAGGUUGCCAAACAAGGCUGUUAGAGACAUCUCUCAAAGGCAGGAAUAUAACAUUUACUGUACCACAUUAGAUCCUUGGUACCUUGGCUGGUACCUUGCCUCCGACUGGCCAAUACCUGAUGUUUCAGAGGAUUUGUUGGUACUGAAGGAUUUAGAAUACUACUUUUAAGUGUUCCUCUAACUCUUUUCUGAUCGUCCUUAUGGCACCUGCACUGGUUACUCUUGUUGGUGUUGACUGUGCAUUCUUCCUAUUACUUCUCCUGCCAGGGAGCAGGUCCUGCAUUCAGCUGUGAAUUCUUUGAAGGGAAUGCAUUGUCUGCUCCUAUGGAGAACAGAACUUGGCCAGUCAGGUGGCUCUUCUAUUCCGACUGCUAAUCAAUGGAUUAGAAAUAAAAUGAUAACGCAGGGGGGCAGGGUGAAGUGAGGAGAUGGGGAAGGACUAAUACGUCUGUGUUCUCACAGAUAGUAAAAGUUAACCCUGUUAAACUGAAAUGUAAUUAAAAGCGCAUUUUCCUUCAGAAGUUUCUGUUUUAUGUUGGGGACCCAGGAGUUCAUGGGACAGUUAGGCUGGCAAGUACCAUGGUGAAAGGAGGUGGAAGAGACAACUCUGAUUGAGAGCAUUUCAAAGGCUGCUAUGUCUCUUCACAUAUGAUGACAUGAUAAGGGUCUGGGGAAAGUAUGCAUGCCUUUCCAGGUGUGGAUAGAUGUUUGGCUGCAUGUGUGUUCCCUCUGUGUGCCACCCCAGCAUGGCAGACCUCAAGUGAACUGCCCAAUGACCACAAGAUCCAUUAAGAGACAAAGGCACCCAGCCAGGUUUAUUGUCGACGAAGCAUGAUACUAGUAUCCCGCAGACUCUACCAGACCGCUAAUAAAUGUAUGCCCGUAACAAUGGACUAGCUCAGUGAACGGCAGAACUUUCCGUUCCUCCCUUGGCCAGACAAAGAUACUCCCUCUGAGAUACAUCUUUAUACCCUGAUACAAACAAGUUACUACUGCCCCUCUGACAUAGUUACUGUAGUUACUGCCCCCUGACGUGGCUAGUUAUCACUUAUCC
Malaclemys terrapin pileata is the source of this 4579-nucleotide messenger RNA. It is a transcript of the gene SCLY, whose product is annotated as selenocysteine lyase. Lineage: Eukaryota; Metazoa; Chordata; Testudines; Emydidae. The record is from RefSeq and is a predicted model, not a curated record. The transcript has 15 exons. The coding region runs from base 1262 to 2605 and encodes 447 amino acids.